This is a messenger RNA of Cannabis sativa, 1801 nucleotides long. RefSeq lists its product as uncharacterized. NCBI's taxonomy places the organism in Eukaryota, Viridiplantae, Streptophyta, Magnoliopsida, Rosales, Cannabaceae. The record is from RefSeq and is a predicted model, not a curated record. Gene Ontology annotation, biological process: protein geranylgeranylation; protein farnesylation. Gene Ontology annotation, molecular function: CAAX-protein geranylgeranyltransferase activity; protein farnesyltransferase activity. Gene Ontology annotation, cellular component: cytoplasm; CAAX-protein geranylgeranyltransferase complex; protein farnesyltransferase complex. The transcript has 11 exons. Bases 305 to 1573 code for a protein of 422 amino acids.
GCAAUAACUUUUAUUAGGGGUAUAUUGAUAUGAUAAAUGAUAAUCAUUCAAAUUCCUCCACCAAAAUAAUGAAAAAUGUGCACCAAAAAUAGUGAUUAGAAAUGCUUAAAAAAAAAAAAGUGAUUUUAACUUGUAAGUGUAAAUUGCGGUCAUUUUGGAAAUUUGUAAGGGAGUAGUGAUGAAUUGGAUAACUUACUGAUGCGAGCAACGGAACUCGAUUCGACGCCGGUGCGAGUUCGGAUCAGACUGAAAAGGGAAGCACAUUUGACAUUGUUACCUUCUGCUGGCUUUAAGAACACACAUCAUGAAUGACCAACAAGCUCUCCAUCUUUUAAAUGAAUUGGAACUUAUUCUGGAAUCCGAUCCUUUGAUAGAUGAAGUGGGGUUUAUUCAUCCAUCCCAAUUUGAUAUGCUGAAUGAAGAAGCAUGUCAUCUUCUCCCAUCCUCAGAUGACACGUUGAGCUCUAAGGUGUCAGACAUUGAUGAUGCUUCUAAGCAUAUUGGUGCUGCUAGUUUUUGGAAUAAAGAUCACAAGCUGGGAAUCUCAACGGAGGUUCUUUUUCCACUAUACCAGACAACCAAACAUGCAUUCAUGGCUGCAAUCAAACAAUACAAGGCACUUGUUGACAACUCUUGUAUUGAGGAUUCUUCAAGUUACUCUGCAUCUUCUCAUGACAAUGUGGAAAAUGAAGUUAUGAAACUUAGCAGGGCUCUUUUGCUGUUAAGCUGCGAUUUUGGCACCGCAUGGCAUUCCAGGAAACUAGCUGUGUCGAAGAAACAUCGUCUCUCUAUGCUGAUGUAUGAACUUCAGUUGUCAGCACUUGUUCUAUCAUAUGCACCUAAGUGUGAACAUGCUUGGAGUCACAGGCGGUGGGUGAUCAAAUCAAUUGCUGGAAGAUGUUCAACUCUACAAAAUAUUUUGGAAAAAGAAUCUGAGCUGGUUGAGAAAAUAGCUGAGAGAUCAAAAAUGAAUUACCGUGCAUGGAAUCAUCGAAACUGGUUGGUUUCUUAUAUGUCAGGAGAACAGGUACUUCAUGAGCUAAAGAAAACUCGAAGCUGGGCAGGCUUGCAUGUUGCUGAUAAUAGUUGCUUUCAUUAUCGCAGACGGUUAAUGCUUAGAAUUUUAGAGGACUCCAAAAUUGGGCCUGUCCAGAACUAUGUUGAUAUAAAUCAAUUGUGGGAGGAGGAGCUUGAAUGGAAUGAAAUGUUGAUAAAGCUGUAUGUUGGAAGAGAGGCUCUAUGGCUUCAUCGCCGCUUCCUUGCUCCAAUUCUGUUAAAAGGUUUUUUAAUUGAUCACACCGACACCACCGGGACCAGCAUUUACAAGGACUUUGAUAAGUUUGUGGAUAAUGAGUUUAAACUUCAUAGCUUCUGCUCAACUGUUCCAGAAAGCAGCUUUGAGGACCACCAUGCACAAGCGUUGCAUUGUGCUACAUACAUGUUAUGGUUGAUUAAGUUUAUUGGCAUUGAAUUCCAAGAGAAGCUGAGAGUAGAGAAUUUGAAGUCUCUUUUGAAGAAGAUAUGCCCAGAGAAGCCCUUCCUUUGGGAUCAUUUAACGAAUAAUAAAAGUUGACACUCUUUCAGCAAAUAUAAAGUUGACACUCAAUUGUUUGUUAUGUAAUCACUUUUUUUUUAUUGGUGAAUCAACUUAUCAACAUUUGAUAAGUUAAAUGUAUUAUCAUGUAAUAAUCAUGGUUGAUGUGGAUAAUGAUUUUUAUUUUCUUUUUUUUUUGCUAAGAAAUAAUAGGAAUACCAUUAAAAUAAUCUGAAUUUGACAUUUUGGAUUCCAUUUACGACCAAA